This is a messenger RNA of Vitis vinifera (wine grape), 1124 nucleotides long. RefSeq names its product xyloglucan endotransglucosylase protein 7. Gene Ontology annotation, biological process: cell wall biogenesis; xyloglucan metabolic process. NCBI's taxonomy places the organism in Eukaryota, Viridiplantae, Streptophyta, Magnoliopsida, Vitales, Vitaceae. Gene Ontology annotation, molecular function: hydrolase activity, hydrolyzing O-glycosyl compounds; xyloglucan:xyloglucosyl transferase activity. The transcript has 3 exons. Gene Ontology annotation, cellular component: cell wall; apoplast. Bases 69 to 959 code for a protein of 296 amino acids. The record is from RefSeq and is a predicted model, not a curated record.
CCCACACCGUUCUCCUCACUUCCACACUCCAAACUUCUCCCCAUUUCCCAUCCCUAUAUUCACAUUCAAUGGCUUCUCCCUCUACUUCGAAUCUGUCACCAAAGUUGCUCUUGAUGUCUCUUCUGCUUGGUUCCUUUGUGGUUGCUUCUGUUGGUAACUUGUACCAAGAUUUUGAUCUCACUUGGGGUGAUGGCAGAGCCAAGAUCCUCAACAAUGGACAGCUUCUUACUCUCUCCCUUGACAAAGCCUCUGGCUCUGGCUUCCAGUCCAAGAAUGAGUAUCUGUUUGGGAAGAUUGAUAUGCAGCUGAAGCUUGUGCCUGGAAACUCUGCUGGCACUGUCACUGCCUACUAUCUAUCUUCACAAGGGCCUACCCAUGAUGAGAUAGAUUUUGAAUUCUUGGGGAAUCUCAGUGGUGAUCCAUACAUUCUUCACACUAAUGUGUUCAGCCAAGGAAAGGGAAACAGAGAACAGCAGUUCUACCUCUGGUUUGACCCCACUGCUGAUUUCCACACCUAUUCCAUCCUCUGGAAUCCCCAGCGGAUUAUCUUCUCUGUGGAUGGCACCCCCAUUAGAGAGUUCAAGAACUCUGAGUCCAUUGGUGUUCCAUUCCCAAAGAACCAGCCCAUGAGGAUAUACUCCAGUCUCUGGAAUGCAGAUGACUGGGCAACAAGAGGUGGUCUUGUGAAGACAGACUGGAGCCAAGCACCUUUCACAGCCUCCUACAGGAACUUCAAUGCCAAUGCUUGUGUUUGGUCCUCUGGAUCAUCUUCUUGCAGUUCAACCUCUCCAUCUUCUACAUCCACCAAUAGUGGAUGGUACUCACAAGAACUAGAUUCCACAAGCCAAGAGAGAAUGAAAUGGGUGCAGAAGAACUACAUGAUCUACAAUUACUGCACAGACACAAAGAGAUUCCCACAGGGCCUUUCCCCUGAAUGCACUGCCACCACCACAUCCUAGAGGAAACUCAACCUUAAAGGCCAUUCAGUUAGAUAGUUUGCCUCUGUAGGUUUCCUCAGUUCUGUUCUUUCAUUCUUUAUCAUUUUAGUCGGUAUCACCACAGCUCAUUGUUUACAUUGAAAUAUAUGAGAUGAAUAAAAAAUCCUUUUAGCCCUUUUUCUGUUU